Ilex paraguariensis (yerba mate) is the source of this 1737-nucleotide messenger RNA. NCBI's taxonomy places the organism in Eukaryota, Viridiplantae, Streptophyta, Magnoliopsida, Aquifoliales, Aquifoliaceae. The record is from the annotation of a GenBank genome assembly.
AUGGCUGUUUGCAAUUAUGGAUUUCAACCAUUUCUGAGAGGGUUUCAGCAAGUCCCCGUGCAGAUCUACCACGUUGCCAAAACCAUCAAAAACAGUCCAGUGAGAUUAUUAGAUGCCUUUGUCGAUCGUGUGUUCGAAUUUGUUGACCAGCCAUUGCUCCCAUCUCAGAGUAACUUUGCUCCAGUUGAAGAGAUAGAUGAAGCAGUUCUUGUUUCCAGUGUUGAAGGAAGUAUUCCAUAUGAUUUUCCAGAGGGUAUCUACAUAAGAAAUGGCCCAAACCCUCUUUUUGGAGGACUAAAAUCGACAGUUUCUAUGUUUGGAAGAUCAAGUCACACAUGGAUAGAAGGAGAAGGAAUGCUUCAUUCUUUAAAUUUCAAUAAAGAUAGUGAUGGUAGCUGGACUAUCUCCUACAACAACAGGCAUGUUCAAACAGAGACUUUGAAAUUAGAAAAAGAAAGAAAGAAACCAUCUUUUCUUCCUGCACUUGAAGGAGAUUCCCCAGCAAUUUUGUCAGCUUAUCUGCUAAAUUUGUUGAGAUUUGGCGAUGUAAACAAACACAUUAGCAAUACGAAUAUUUUCGAGCAUUCAGGGAAGUUUUACUCAAUUGCUGAGAACCACGUGCCUCAAGAGAUCGACAUUUUCACGCUAGAAACUUUGGGUAAUUGGGAUGUUAGUGGAGCAUGGAAUCGACCAUUCACUAGUCACCCAAAGAAAGCUCCAGGAACUGGAGAGCUCGUUAUGAUGGGGUUUGAUGCACAAAAACCUUACUUUGAGUUGGGAGUGAUCUCUGCUGAUGGAAACAAAUUAAUUCAUAGAGCUGAUCUCAAAUUUAGAAGGUGUAGCCUGUGCCAUGAUAUUGGGGUUACACAGAGGUACAAUGUGAUCAUUGAUUUUCCAGUGGUUAUAGACAUAAAUCGACUCAUUGGCGGAGGCCCGCUGAUGAAGUAUGACAAGAAAGGAUAUGCCAGGAUUGGAGUUAUGCCUCGCUAUGGUGAUGCAGAUUCCAUCCAGUGGUUUGAAGUGGAACCAAGUAGUGUAUUUCACCUUUUCAAUUGUUUCGAGGAUGGUGAUGAGGUAGUAAUGUGGGCAUUUAAAGCUCGUGGAUCAGUUAUACCGGGACCUGAUCUAGGCUUGAACAAAUAUGAGUGGUUUUCUAGAGGUUAUAUGCAUAUGAACUCUGUUGAAGAUAAUGGUGACAAUAUGACUCAAGAUGGAAUUUUUUUUUCUCGUGCCCACGAGUGGAGAUUAAACAUGAAAACAACAGAGGUGAAGGAAAGGAAUCUCACAGGAACAAAAUUUUCUAUGGAAUUUCCUAUGAUCAAUGAAAACUUCAUCGGUAGCAAAAACAAAUUUGGGUACGCCCAAGUUGUUGAUUCAAUUGCAAGUUCCUCUUCAGGAAGGGCAAAAUAUGGAGGUCUAGCCAAGCUAUACUUUGAAGAACCAGAGAAUGGAUUGUCUUGGGAAUUAAACAAGCUGAUAAAGGUUGAGUACCAUAGCUUUCCGGAGAACACCUUCUGCUCAGGAGCCACUUUUGUUCCUAAAGUUGGAGGUCUUGAAGAAGACGAUGGUUGGAUAAUUACAUUUGUGCAUAAUGAAAACACGAACAUGUCUCAGGUUUAUAUAGUCGACACAAAAAAUAUUUCAAGCGAGCCAGUUGCCAAAAUUACUCUGCCUGGUAGAGUGCCAUAUGGUUUUCAUGGAGCUUUCAUGUCAGUAAGUUCACAACUUGAAGAUUAG